Zootoca vivipara (common lizard) is the source of this 12269-nucleotide messenger RNA. It is a transcript of the gene DPH6, whose product is annotated as diphthamine biosynthesis 6. Lineage: Eukaryota; Metazoa; Chordata; Lepidosauria; Squamata; Lacertidae. Gene Ontology annotation, biological process: protein histidyl modification to diphthamide. The record is from RefSeq and is a predicted model, not a curated record. Gene Ontology annotation, molecular function: diphthine-ammonia ligase activity.
AUCAGACAGCAGCAGCUGCAGCAGCCGGGGAGCAACGUGGGUUGGAAGAGGCAGUGUGUGUGUUGGUGUGUUUGCGCCUAGUUGGUGGCUUGCACUCUUAACCCCGGGCGCUCUUCGCGUGCACUUAAAUCCAGCCCAGGGUGUUGUGCAACAUGAAAGUAGUGGCUUUAAUCAGUGGUGGGAAAGACAGCUGUUACAAUAUGAUGCAUUGUGUUGCUGCUGGACACCAGAUUGUUGCCUUAGCCAAUCUAAGACCUGCUGAAAACAAAGAAGGGACUGAUGAGCUGGACAGCUACAUGUAUCAAACGGUGGGGCACCAUGCUAUAGAGUUAUAUGCAGAAGCCAUGGGCUUGCCACUUUAUCGUCGCACCAUUAAGGGCACCAGUGUGGAAACUGGCAAAGUAUAUACCAGAUGUGAAGGUGAUGAGGUUGAAGAUCUUUAUAAACUUCUCGAACUUGUUAAGGAUGAGGAGGGUGUGGAAGGUGUUUCGGUAGGGGCCAUUCUUUCAGACUACCAACGGGUCCGUGUAGAAGACGUGUGCAAGAGGCUUACCCUGCAACCAUUGGCUUACCUUUGGCGUCAGAACCAGGAAACUUUGCUCAAAGAAAUGAUCUCCUCGGACCUUCAAGCUAUAAUAAUAAAAGUAGCAGCUUUUGGUUUAGAUCCAGAUAAACAUCUAGGAAAAACAUUGGAUGAAAUGGAACCUUAUCUUUUGGAACUUUCUAAGAAAUAUGGAGUCCAUAUCUGUGGAGAAGGUGGAGAAUAUGAAACAUUCACAUUGGAUUGCCCUCUGUUUAAGAAGAAAAUAGUUGUGGAUUUAUCAGAAGUUGUUGUUCAUUCAGCGGAUGCAUUUGCCCCUGUGGCUUAUCUUCGACUAUUAAAAGUGCACUUAGAAGAUAAGGUGCAACCUCUGAGCAAAGCCCUGGCUGUGAGCUGUUCUUGUGAAAAGCAGUUUGAAGAAAACACAUGGCCCACGUCAGAUGAGCGAAAGGAAGUUGCUUGCAUCAUCUGGGACACUUCUGGACCUACUUCUCUGAAGUCCAAUAAGACGCUUGAAACCUCAGUGAAGUCUCCUCAGGGCUACCAGUGGCUAACAGGAAUCAGUGCUCUCCUAAAUGCAUCGGAAGGAGGAAGCGUGCAAGAAUCGGCUAAGAAUGUCUUUUCGUCUCUCCGAGCUCAUCUGAAUUCAAAAGGAUUGGAAUUGACAGAUAUUAUUUUGGUCCAUCUGUAUAUGAAGAGCAUGAAAGAUUUUGCUGUGAUUAAUUCAGUCUAUGUGACAGCAUUUGAUUUGUGUCCCCCAGCAAGAGUUUGUGUAGAAGUCCCCUUGCCUGAAGGACUUUUGUUUCAGAUGGACUGCCUGGCACAGAAUUAUGAUGGGAUGACUGGUGAGCCACCUUGUCAACAGAAGCAGGUUUUGCAUGUACAGAGCAUCUCUCACUGGGCCCCUGCCAACAUAGGACCUUACAGUCAGUGUGUACAGGUGGGAGAUGUUCUCUACUGUGCAGGGCAGAUCGCCCUAGUGCCGUGUACGAUGCAGCUUGUCAGCGCGGGCAUAGAAGCAGAGGCUUUGGUUUCCUUAAGCCACGUUGAAAAAGUCCUCAAAGCCAUGAGCCACAAUGCUGAACUCCACCAUGUGCUUAUGGCAAACUGUUAUGUAACUGACAGCAAGUACAUUCCUGUCGCUCAAGCUGUUUGGCAGAAGAAAUUAAGAGAACUUAAAAAGGCAGAAGAUGAAGACACGAAUAAUGAUGUGCCUGCAGCAUAUGGAGACCUGGCUGUGAUAGUGGUACCUUCCCUUCCCAGAGCUGCCUCCAUUGAAUGGCAUGUCAUUGCAGCAGUAGAUGAGCAACAGCAAAGGCAGAAGGUUGUGCUGCAGAGGUCACUUGAGAACUUCCAAAUUGAAUGUGAAGCUGUGCAGUCCUGUCCAUCUUGUAGUGCAGCUAUUUCCAUGUCCUUAAACCUGACUUCACCAUCAACAUCUACAAUCAGCUUAGACAGUGUCCUGCAUGACGUGGUGGAAAUGUUUAAGCAAGCAGUAGAGAAGAUGUCAGGAGAUGGUGACACAACUCCUUUGGGUUUCAGAACUUUCUACCGAAAGAAUAUCGUUGAUAUGGAGGCACUAGAAGCAGGACUCCGAGGACAUCUCAAAGAGCAAAUGGGCAGGAAAGCACCAGCUCUAAUUAUGGUACCGGUGGUGGAUUUACCCGGUAACAAAAUUAUUCACAUAGUAUGUUGGCUCAGCCAGUAGCUAAACACUGAGCAUUGGCCUGUUCAUUCUACUAUAAAAGCAAGAAGACAUCACGUGACUGUAUUGAAAAUGAUGGUGGCGCAUUAAGAAGCAGGCCUGUCUGUACCUGAAACCUUUGGCAAAAGAUACCUUUUCCCCAACUUUUCACCAUGGGAAUUUUUGAAUAUCAUCUAGUAUCUGACAGGGAAUUUAAAUGUCACAUCCAUAUCUCCACAAUCUCUCCUGCCUUGUAGGAGAUCUUUGGUAUCUUUCCUAACCAGGAUCAGAUCAUACUUCGUUGCUUUAACAUAACCUUUAUAGAAGACUGCUAAGUUUACGUGGAAAAUCCCUUAAUUACAUUUAUACAUCCUUUGGUAGUUUUGGGGAAGAUUCUCAACAUGUUGUCCUUAAUUGGUAAUUUCCUCAUACUGGUGUACCUUCUGUUGAUCGGAGUCUUGCUUCAAGGGAAUGCGCUAUUUAUGCUGACACAGCCCUCUUAAGCUUAAUGUACUGUACUGUCAUAAGUACAGUAAAUGGCCCCAUAUUGCCUAAGAUCCAGAGUCCUGUACACACAUGAGGAUCCCAUCAUUAGCUCUGAGAGGAAAACAGCUGCCAAAGCUCAAGGGGCUCAUUCAUGCCCCAUAGCAGACUGCAGGAAAACCUAACUGAGUACUCAGAAUGGAUCCACUGCCAAUUUGUUGUAAAAAAUGAAGCUUCAGAGAGCGCCUCUUAGUAUUCAUAGCAUGCAAAUGCAAAUCCAUCACCGCAGCUCCAGCAUUACUGGUACAGCCUUCCCUAAAUAGACAUUUCCGGGGAGGGGCAUCUGCAGAAGGCCAUCAUCUCCUGCAUUGCAGACAAGAUGGGAGAGCUUUACUAGGCAGCAGCAGCAGCUUCAACUCAGCCUGCUGGCAUGGUGGCAGAUCUCUAGAUUGGGAUUACCAAAUGGAGUCUCUUGACUCGGGGGCUUUUCCUCCUCCGCUGCACCCUUUGCCACAUGUGGUGGUAGUGGCAGCACAUGUCCAAGCAUCAGUUUCUGCAUGGGGGGAACAUCAUUAGCUAGAUGUCUGCCAUUGAAACUAGACCUUCCAGCAGCAUGCCUUCAAACAGGGAUUGACUUCUCAAAAGUCACCUGGACAAUUCUGGACUGCAGUUGGUGCAAAUGGAAUUAAACUUGGUGCAGUUACAGAAUAUGGAAGCUGCUCUGUUCAGUAAUUCCAUGGAGAAACAUUUUGCUAAACCAAGGUCCGUAUUUUGCUCCCAUUGUCUUAAAUGUAUUAUUACAUGGAUCUGGCUGCCAGGAUCUUCCUGCAGCCAUGAGAUGAAAGUUUUGCAUUGUGCAAAUUACUGAUUAAAUUUAUCCAGCUUUGAACUGAGCUUCUGGCUGUGUUUUACAGCGUUUUACAAGCAACCCUUUCAUAGAAUCAUAGAGUUGGAAGAGACCACAGGGGCCAUCCAGUCCAACCCCCUGCCAAGCAGGAAAUACCAUCAAAGCAUUCUUGACAUAGCCUCUGCUUAAAGACCUCCAAAGAAGGAGACUCCACCACACUCCUUGGCAGCAAAUUCCACUGCUGAACAGCUCUUACUGUCAGGAAGUUCUUCCUAAUGUUUAGGUGGAAUCUUCUUUCUUGUAGUUUGAAUCCAUUGCUCCAUGUCUGCUUCUCUGGAGCAGCAGAAAACAACCUUUCUCCCUCCUCUAUAUGAUAUUCUUUUAUAUAUUUGAACAUGGCUAUCAUAUCACCCCUUAACCUUCUCUUCUCCAGGCUAAACAUACCCAGCUCCCUAAGCCGUUCCUCAUAAGGCAGCGUUUUCAGGCCUUUCCUCACUCCCAUCACUCCCAGCAGCCAACUGUUGAGGGCUGGAUGCCCCUUAGAAACUUUCUUAGCCCAAAGUUAUGUGAGUGAAUUAUACUCACAGGCUUAAUUUGCCAGUAUCUGCAACAAGCCCACAGCUGAAACUAGGGUUGCCAGACUCAUUAGAGGACAGGACUUCUGUGCCUUUAAUUGCCCUGCUCCCUUUUGAGUCUGGAAACCUUAAAGAGAAGCUUGGAAAUUAAACAAAGGGUCUGCUGGUUUCUCUUUAAGGCACAGAAGUCCUGUCCUCUAUUGAGUCUGGCAACCCUAGCUGAAACCCACUUUUCCAAUUUUCUCCUAAUGUUCAAACCAAAUCUACUCUCCUGUAACUUAAGCCCAUUCAAGCUAGACUUUGUCCUAGUCUAUGUUGCAGAACAUUAUCUAGGGCAGAAUACAACUAAACACUAGCAGUUUUGCCUGAACAGCGGAACUUUGCCUCCCUAUUUACUCCCUCUGUGUCCCUGCUCCAGAAGGCUGGAGGGAAACCCAGAACUUACUUAGGGGGCUCAAUAGAAGACGAGAGAGGGGGGGAAGUUCUGUUGCACAGCCCAAAGUGCUUGCAUUAGUGGAGCUGUUAAGUAUUUGAAGACCCACGAUGAAAGCAUUUUUAGGUAGGAUAAGACAGGUCUCAAUGGUUCCAUUUCGAUUAUGGAAUUACUUGCCCCACAAGGUAUGGCUGCCCCCCGAUCCCUCACUGUUUUCCAUUGUUUACUAAAGACCAUUUUAUUCUAACAGACUUUUCUGGUAUGUGACAGAUAACAUUUUAUGCUUCAUUUUGACUGCUGGGUUUGUCUCCUUGAUCUAUGUGUUUUCUAUACUUGUUUUCACAAAUUUGUAAUAUUUUAAGUUGUGAGCCUGCAUGGUGCUGCUGCAAUGGGAUGACAGGACUUCAACAUUUUAAUAAAAUAAAUUGUUGUUGUUGUUGUUUAAAUUUGUAUACCACUAUACCUACAGGUCUCAGGGCGGUUCACAAGAUAAAAUCACAAUAUAAAAACACAAAAUAAAUAAUCAAAAUAAAAGCAAGGGCAACCCAAUAAAAUCAUGCACAGUCCCUUAAGCCUCUUGUAUGCCUCGUUUUCUAUUCCAUAGCCCAUCUUCGUUGUCCUCCUCAUAAUCAGUUCCAAUAUGCCUGUAUCCUCCUGAAAGUGCAGCACUGGGUCCAGUACUCUGAAUGAGGUCCUAGUAACACAGAACCAAGUGUGACUAUUAUUUCACAGGACUGGAAAUUUUUUCAUGUGAUCAUAUGCUGAUGGAAGGGUAUCCAUUAGCAUAAUGGAGAGGAAGGCAAUUUCCAAUUUACCCCUCCCUAUAGUGCCCUACAUCCCCCCUAAAUCUGCUAUUGGCAUCCCCCAACACUGUGGAACAGAUACAGAGGGAAUCACACGGGGGAAGGGAAAUUGGCAAAAAUUGCCUCCGCACUUCCUCUGACAGAUUCCAGCCAUAAUUGGAUACUACUCUACGGUUUUAUUAAUGGAUACCUAAAUCGCAUUAGACUUUUUUGCAGCCUCAUCAGAUAGCUGACUCAUAUUCAGCUUGUGAUUGAUUAUAAUCCCAAUAUCCUUUUCAUGUGUACUACUGACAAGUCUUUUGGAAAGAGGAAAGCAUAGGAGUGCUUAAAAAUUGUCCCAGCACAGCCUGAAUGAGGUCAUAUUUCAUUUUCUUUCUUUUUUUACUGAACAACACUGUGCUGUCAACCAAUGUACUGGCACAUUGGUCAUAAGCAAUAUUUAUUUUAAUCUGUACAACUUUCUCAUAACUGGCAAAUGACUGGGGUAUGUUAGUUAAACUUUUUAACUUUAGCAUCUCUCUGUGUGUGUUUAUCCCCCCCCCCUUUCUUGUGGCACUGAAAUAAGUUUGAAAAUGAUACAGGUUUUAUAUUUAUCAAGACAGUUUUAAUCUCAUGUUGGGAUCUUCUAUUGCUUCAGAAACAAGAGUGAGCAGGCAAUAAGUUAACAAACAGAAAAUGGGAUGAAGGCCAAAGCUUUGAAGGGUGUCAGAGCUGGCUCACAGGUACUCCCAAAAAACACAGAACUGUGAUCUGUACUACGUCCACAUUUAAAGCAGCAUUGGUUAAGGGUGCCGAGAGUUGUUAGGAGACUCCUAUUCCCUUCAGAGAGCUGCAGUUCCCAAAAUUAUCUGAGAAAAGAGAUGGAUUAUUAACUCUUGGUACCUUUAACAAACCACUGCUACACCUGCUGAGAGUCUGACGGCCCUCCUCCUGCCUCUCUCCAUCAGGCCUAGGACUGAUGGACUACAAAAGGACUGCUGCUGCCCAGCAGAGAGUACUGUUUACAUUCUUUUAAACUGCUUUUUAAUUGUGUGCUUUUUAAAUAACAAUAAUUGUUUUUAACUUUUUAUAUGUGUGGAGGGCUGUUUCUGUUUAUAUUUUGAUUGUGUAUGUUGUGUUUUUAAAUUCUAAUUUUAUCCUGUGAACCGCCCUGAGAGUGCGGGUAUAGGGCGGUAUAUAAAUUUAAAUAAUAAUAAUAAUAAUAAUAAUAAUAAUAAUAAUAAUACAGCUACCAGGAUUCUUUGGAGGAAGCGAUGGCAGAAGAAGAAGAAGAAGAAGAAGAAGAAGAAGAAGAAGAAGAAGAAGAAGAAGAAGAAGAAGAAGAAGAAGAAGAAGAAGAAGAAGAAGAAGAAGAAGAAGAAGAGGAGGAGGAGGAGGAGUAGGAGUAGUUUGGAUUUGAUAUCCCGCUUUAUCACUACCCGAAGGAGUCUCAAAGCGGCUAACAUUCUCCUUUCUCCACAACAGACACCCUGUGAGGUGGGUGGGGCUGAGAGACUUCAGAGAAGUGUGACUAGCCCAAGGUCACCCAGCAGCUGCAUGUGGAGGAGCGGAGACACGAACCCGGUUCCCCAGAUUACGAGUUUGCCACUCUUAACCACUACACCACACUGGUUUAAGGUGGUAUAAUACUGCUUUGAAUGUAUGCUGCAGAUGGGGCCUGAUUUUUUUUGCACAAGCCAGCUUCAUUUCCAUCUUGGGGAGCCCCCUGCAGAUGCCGAAUGGCGUAACACCGAAAAGAACGGAACAGCAAUUGCUAUCAAAGAGCUCUAGGGCAGUGUUUCUCAACCUUUUUUGGGCCACGGCACACUUGUUCCGUGAAAAAAAUCACGAGGCACACCACCAUUAAAAAGGUUAAAAAAUUUAACUCUGUGUCGCCCUAUAUUAUAAUUAUGACUGUAAGAAACACUUGCCAAAUAUUGCUUUCCGGUGGGUCAGUGUUGUGUAUUGGCGGCCGCCAGGCUCGUUUGCACUCAGCUUUGGGAAAGAGGAGGAGAAAUAUUGCUUUCCGGCGGGUUAGUGCAUAGCAUUGGCGGCCGCCAGGCACGUGACAAUGCAAAUCGCCCUUCUCGUCGCCGCACGUCGCGGCACACCAGCCAGCAUCUCUCGGCACACUAGUGUGCCGCGGAACAGCGGUUGAGAAACGCUGCUCUAGGGUAUCAUCAUAAAGGAACUGGGAGGAGUUCAUGACAUAGUUCCUUGCCACAGCAGCUUCAACUCUCCCAAAUCUAGGGCAUUGCUGAUGUGGGAAGAAGCUGCAUCAUGGGCAACAAUGCCCUAUGGCCUGGGUGUUACCCCAGUGGUCCAGGAAGAAGUUGUGCUUCUGCAUCUCCCACAUCACUUGAGUAACAUCUCUAUGUUAGAUUGUGCCCCAUGUGUGUACCUGGAUAGCUCAGUGGUUUCCCUCACAUCCAAGGAGCCUGGAAAGUGUUUCAAGCAUAUUUCCUCCUCUUACUUGUAAUAUUGCUUUCAUUUUAAGAGAAAGUUAUCAACCUACUAUUUAUUUGUAUUACCUGCACAAAUGAUGCCAGACUUUCAAAUAUAUCAGUAUGUGGUCCUCAUGAGAAGACUCCCUGGAAAGGACCCUGAUGUUGGGAAAGAUUGAGCACACAAUGAGAAGGGGACGACAGAGGAUGAGAUGGUUGGACAGUGUUCUCGAAGCUACCAACAUGAGUUGGACUAAACUGUGGGAGGCAGUGGAAGACAGGAGUGCCUGGCGUGCUCUAGUCCAUGGGGUAACAAAGAGUUGGGCAUGACUAAACGACUAAACAACAACAACUGUUUGAGUUUCAACUCUUUUACAACCAUUUUUAAUGUCCACUUAUAAUUUUAUAUUGGGUGCAAAAGAAAACACACUAGUCUAGGCAGGGUUUGGAGGUUGACAAUUGAAUAAAAGGAAACUUAUAAAGGAAACUUUAUGUGAAGCCUUCUGGUAACACUGACUUUUUGUCUUUGGAAUAUUUCACAUUUGUUCCCUGUUGUAUAUCAGCCAAGUUUGCUGAGUUUUUAAAUAGGAACAAGGCAAUUUGUUCAAUAUUGAUAUGCAAGUUUGGUGCUGCUUCACUUAGAGACCCGGGACUUACGCAAUAAAAUAAAGCAUCUUAACACCUUUUAAUCUUUUUUUAACUCUGAAAUACUUUCAUCAUAACUACCUGGCCUGCUGGAAGAGAGAAAUUUCAAACAGCACCCCUUUCUCUCUCUCCUGGUCUCUUUGUAACCAGAUUGUGUGUUCUGACGCGGGAGGAGAAAUGGAGUAAAGAGGUUUAAUAUUUGAAAUUUAUAAAUACUAAAAAAACAAAAAGCUACACCAGAUUGACAGUGCAAUAGAUUUUACCUAGGCAGGUUUUGAUCUCAGGAGUGUAAAUACGAAUGCCACAGUAAGACAUUAGUUUUCAGGGCUUAAAAAAAUAGAUAUACAAACAAAAGAAUUUUUUUUUCGGUUUCCUUGAUUUGUAUUAAACCCCCAGGAAAAUUUACAAUUUAUUCAUGUUAUGACUCACAAGGUACGCCAAUGCUGCAAAUGCAAGCUUGAGAGAAAGAGCAUUUCAAUCCAAAAGGGAAUCUGUGUUAACAGUAUGCAGCCUGGAAAUUCUUUCUUUCUUUCUUUCUUUCUUUCUUUCUUUCUCUCUCUCUCUCUCUCUCUCUCUCUCUCUCUCUCUCUCUCUCUCUUUUUCAGUGUAUCUAAAGAUGAAUAUCAAGACAAUAUAUUAGUAGUAAUAAUAACAACCAUUACAUACAAUCAAUUUAUGUAAUAGCUGCAGUGCUAUGUAUACACACUUACCUGGGAGUAAGCCCCACUAAUAUAGACUUACUUCUGAGUAGACAUGCAUCAGCACGUGCUAGAAAGUCUUUAAUUACAGAAAAGGAGAUUAAACGGAAUGAUUAAGCAGGACGACAAGAGGAAAACUAGUGGAAUAUAACUUUCUGCUUCUCUCUUCCUGAAAGCUGUCGAAAUGAUAGCUUCGGUGCUAGCGAGCCUUUGCAGUACACAUGGCUGAGCUGCCAUAAAAGCACCAGAGCCGAUCUUCCUAGAUAGGUUAAAAGAUGACACUGUGGUAUUUUAAGCAGGGAUUAUUUGAUUCACCCCUCCCCCAGUUUUAUAGGGAGGUGAAUCAAAAUCUGAUUUGUUGCACCAGGUAUCACUGGUGCAUCUUUCUGCCCAGGCUUUGGAAUUUGUGCAGGUGUUGGAAGCGGAAUGUCUCCUGAGGAAAAAAGAGGUGAUCUGAAGCAAGCGGUUCUCCUUCAAGGAUGCUCUGUUCAAUCCAUUGUCUCGCGUUGGUGUGCUAUAGUCUAUCAAAAUACAGUGAUUGAAUAAAACAUUUUAUCUCAAAUAAAUGAAUUCACUGAUUUAAUAAAGAUUCUACUGUGUGGUAUUAUAGUUCCCCAGAUGAACACUGAAAUUUGAAAUGUGCAAGGUUUUCAAGUGUCCAAGUUAAAUCAUGGCGGCCUCUCUAAAAACAAGAUUACUUCUACAAACCCAGUUAAAAUAAAAACUGCCCUCCGCUUUUUGAUUAGACUCUGGCACUUAUUUUUAGGUAACCUGCUUUUACUAUUAUAACUGUGUCUGGCACUGGAGAUUCAUAUUAAUAAGAGUUGACAAUUUACUAAUUUAUGAUCUCUUUCCGUGUAUUUUAGUGUUUUUGGCAGGCUAGCCGGUGUUGAUGUAUUAGCUAAGCAUUCAAACUACAGUACUGACUUGAGAUCUUGAAAGCUUUUUUAAAAAAUAUAUAUAUAACUUACUUUCAUCAGAACACUGAAAUUUUUAGACAUAUUUAAAAUUUACAAAAAAAGACUGGAUACCUGAGAAAUGAAUCCUUAUGUUACAUGCAAAUCUCCACCCCCAUUUUUUUUGUCGACACACUCCUUCAUCUUUUAUUCUUGUUUUGGGGUGUCUUUUUCUCAAAUGUUGUUUUUCAAGUCAUUCUUUCUCCGUUUCUUUGAAUUGUGUACAACUGUUUAUUGGCAAUACCUAGAGCAGGGAAUGUGAUGCCUUCUCGUUGUUCUUGGCCUGCUCCAUAAGCCCUGCUCAUUGGUAAUGCUGAUUAGGGUUGAUGGGAAUUCUAGACCAAGAACAUCUAUAGGAUGCCACAUCAGCAUACCCUCCAACAUUUCUCUGAUGAAAAUAGGGACGUCCCAUUCCAUAAUGAUAAUUUUACUAUUUAUACCCCACACAUCUUGCUGGGUUGCCCCUGCCACUCUAGGCACCUUCCAACAUAUAUAAAAACAUAUUUAGAAUUUUCCUUAUAUAGGAUUGUCUUCAGGUGGCUUGGGCGUUGGAUAACUUCAUACCUUCCAACAUUUCUCCAGUUAAAAUAGGGACAUCCUAAGGAAAAGUGUCGGGGACGCAGGUGGCGCUGUGGGUUAAACCACAGAGCCUAGGGCUUGCUGAUCAGAAGCUCAGCGGUUUGAAUCCCUGUAGAAGAAGAGUUUGGACUCGAUAUCCCGCCUUUCACUCCCCUGAAGGAGUCUCAAAGCAGCUAAGGAUCUCCUUUCCCUUCCUCCCCCCACAAUAAACACUCUGUGAGGUGGGUGGGGCUGAGAGACUUCAGAGAAGUGUGACUAGAAGGUCACCCAGCAGCUGCAUGUGGAGGAGCGAGGACCAUAGCUGCCAAGUUAUCCCUUAUUUUAAGGGAUUUUCCCUUAUGCUGAAUAGGCUUCCUCGCGAGAAAAGGGAAAACUUGGCAGCUAUGGCGAGGACGCGAACCCGGUUUACCAGAUUACAAGUCCACCACUCUUAACCACUACACCACGCUUGCUGUCAUUGUGCUACCAGGCCCAUUUAGGGUGUUAGUACUAGGACUUGGGUCCUAGCCACUCACUUUGUACUCAGGGACCCAAGUACUUAAAAGAUUCCCAACCUCACUAUCGCCUUAUGAUCACCAGGAGAGACCCCAUUGGUGGUGCUGGUGCUGAUCAGCUGGCAUUGACCCAUGGCUUUUAAAAAUAUAUUUGUAUUGUUUUUAUUGUUCUGCUGUUGUGGCCUUGGACUCUUUGGGGAAGGGGAGGAGGAUGCUUUCCCUAAUAAUUACUGAAAUGUGUUUGAAGUUUCACAUUUAAAGAUAAGUUUUCGCACGGGUUGGGUUAUUAUUCAAUUUGAUAUCAUUGUUUGAUAUCAUGGGCCACCCUGUGCUGUCAUUUUGUGCCAACUUCCCCUGAAAGCAGCAUGGACCUUCUGACUCCAGGAAUACUGCUCCAGAAGAAGGACCUGGUGCUUUUUUUUUGGACUUUCUAGGUGUCACUUUUCGGAAAGCGAGAGAGAGGGAGAGAACUGCUUCUUGGAUAUAUUUACCAUGUACAAUAUGGCACAAUAAAAAAAUGCUAAUAUUGAAGUGGGACUUAAAUUGCAUUUUCACCUUCCUUUAUUCCUCUUGAGUUCCUUCUCCAUGUCUGAUUAACUUGUGUCCUGCUGUUUACACUUCAAGAACGGGGCCUCCAAAUCUGCUGUGUAUAGUCACUCUUGAGUGGUUGGCAGGUAAGUCGCUGCCAUUCCUUUCAUUUAACACAAUCUCAAGGAAUACGUGGGAAUAUUUACCUUGCAGCCAAAUAUACUGAUCAUAAUAAAUGAAAGUAAUCAUGGACACCUCAAAUGAGUCAUUAGAGUGUUUCCUGCCUUUGAAAAGCUGCUUUAAUACUGUUGAUUGCCUUGCAAGGUAAAAGGCACAGUAUAAAUUAGCUCAUUGAUGACAGCAUGGAAAUCUCCACAUGGUGGUCCUUGACAGCCUCUCUGUUCUUGGUGCAGGAAUAAAAGAUAGUGGCUUUCAGAGCCAGGCAUUUAGCACUAGUCUGUUUUCAGGUGUGUGGGGGUAAUUAUCUACAUAAUAUAACUAUUUCAAUAGCUAAACCAGUUACCCCUAUUGGUGUUUGGUUUCCGCAGUGCAAGACACGACACUCUCUAUAGCACAAUCC